AUGUCGUGUUCGGUGGCCGUCUGCAACUCGCCGGUUUUCUCACCGUCCUCGUCUCUUUUCUACAACAAAGCGUCCAGCAUCUCUCCGGCGCCUGAAUCCGUAACUUUGUCUCACUCCCAUCUCAAUACUCCAGUUUUCUCCUCUCCUUCUCCUUCCGCUGCGUCUCCCGCUUCGCCGUUCUGCCUCCGUCUCCUGAAUCCGCCGGCUAAAUUAGGCUUUCGAUCGGACUCUGGUCCCGGAGGCGUUCUGAAGAGGAAACGACCGACGAGGCUUGAUUUACCGAUGGCUCCGCUCGGUAUUGCAGCUCCGAUGCCGGUGAAUGCAGAGACGCCGAGGGAGGAAAGUAGUGAAGUGGAGAGGGAAGGUGAUGGAUAUUCUGUUUAUUGCAAGAGAGGACGGAGAGAAGCUAUGGAGGAUCGCUUUUCUGCCAUCACUAAUCUUCAAGGAGAUCCCAAACAGGCGAUAUUUGGAGUCUAUGAUGGUCACGGAGGACCAAGAGCGGCUGAGUUUGCGGCUAAGAACUUGUGUGAUAACAUUCUGAGAGAGAUAGUUUCUCCGGAGAACGAUUCAAGGGUUGAAGAAGCUGUAAAACGCGGUUAUCUAGCAACUGAUUCCGAGUUUCUCAAGGAGAAAGACGUGAAGGGUGGCUCAUGCUGCGUCACGGCUCUGAUCAACGACGGGAAUCUCGUGGUGUCCAAUGCCGGGGACUGCCGUGCUGUUUUGAGCGUUGGAGGAUUCGCAGAGGCUCUGACUUCUGACCACCGCCCUUCAAGAGACGAUGAACGGAGCAGAAUUGAAAGCUCGGGUGGCUAUGUUGAUACAUUUCACAGUGUUUGGAGAAUCCAAGGAUCUUUAGCGGUAUCGAGAGGAAUCGGAGAUGCUCAUCUCAAACAAUGGGUGAUAUCUGAACCAGAGACAAAGAUUCUAAGAAUCAGUCCCCAACACGAGUUCUUGAUCUUAGCGUCCGACGGUCUAUGGGACAAGGUUAGUAACCAGGAGGCAGUAGACAUAGCUCGACCAUACUGCAUUGGAACCGAUCAGAAGUGGAAGCCAUUGUUAGCCUGUAAGAAGCUCGUUGACCUCUCUGUUUCACGAGGCUCCUUGGAUGAUAUCAGUGUGAUGUUGAUUCCGUUGUGCCGCUUCAUCUAA
Molecule: messenger RNA, 1149 nt
Organism: Microthlaspi erraticum
Lineage: Eukaryota; Viridiplantae; Streptophyta; Magnoliopsida; Brassicales; Brassicaceae
Source: the annotation of a GenBank genome assembly